Messenger RNA from Kockovaella imperatae, 803 nucleotides. RefSeq lists its product as hypothetical. The record is from RefSeq and is a predicted model, not a curated record. Bases 227 to 685 code for a protein of 152 amino acids. The transcript has 2 exons. Lineage: Eukaryota; Fungi; Basidiomycota; Tremellomycetes; Tremellales; Cuniculitremaceae.
CCUGGAUAUGCGAUCGCACUCACCCAGAUCAACAUCCAUCGCGACCAUCUUUGUCCGUUUUGAACUUUUCCUAGCUGCAGCUCUUGAAGGUCGCUUUGUCCCUGAUCCACCGAGGUCGACAGACGAAGGAAGACCUUUCCCUUUGACGCUAAACUUGAUCUUGAGGGCAGCGCUAGGGGAACUCUGAGCUACUCGUGUGGACGACGCAGUGGUGGAAUCACCACUCAUGCUGGUACCUGUUUUGCUGGUGGAAGCGGUCGCCUGUGCUCUGGCUUGUUUCGCGGCUGUCCGAGAGGUCGUGGCUUUUGGUAAGACUUCGGUAUCAGUGCGUUGGAAUCAGGAGCAAGUCAAGCGAUCCGAAUCCGACCCACUCACGUUGAGAGAUCACCUCCUCUUCCUCCUCCUCUUCGCCUUCUGCAUCUUCGUCGAGCUCCUCAUCCUCCUCCCCCUCCGCGUCCUCAUCAGCACCGUCUACCUCCAUGUCUUCGGCUUCAUCUUCAUCUUCCCCGUCUUCCUCGCCCUCCUCUUCGUCCUCAUCGUCCUCUACGUCAUCCACCUCUUCGCCCUCGGCAUCAUCGUCUUCUUCGUCAUGGGGAACAGGCUUGGGGGACUCAGACGUGAUGACAUGACCGCGCCUCGAGCGAGACGCAACGCGGGACAUGUCAGUCAGACGAUUGAGGGAUAAAUGAGGGAGUCUCCACCGGAUCUUCGUUCCCAAUCGUGAACGGAGCGGUGUGAGUAUGCCAGAGAUGCCAUUGGUGGCCCACCUCACAAGGCACGAGGAGAUGCUUCGGCAUUUCAAU